ACUGGAUUUCCCAGCUUUCAGCAUAUGCAAUGGAUAAUUUUUUUGAAAGCUGCUGAGUUGGGUGUGGAUCUACAGGAGGCAUGGAUAACUCACAAUGCAGCUGUGUACAUCCUUAACCACAACAAACAUAUUAUCGCUUCUGGGAGGUUAUCCAUUCUUGUUGAGCCACUGAAGAAACUUCUUACAGCAGUCAAGAAAACUGGACAUAAUGGGAACCCAGUGCUAUUGCUGGUACUCUCCAAUACUUUAGCCAGAGGGUUAAUUCAGCCUUGGAUACCUGUGUCAGAAAAAAGACCAGAAACUAGUCAGCAUACAGAGAAGAGAAAGAAGAUGUCG
This is a messenger RNA of Staurois parvus, 336 nucleotides long. The record is from the annotation of a GenBank genome assembly. Lineage: Eukaryota; Metazoa; Chordata; Amphibia; Anura; Ranidae.